Molecule: messenger RNA, 2445 nt
Organism: Emys orbicularis (European pond turtle)
Lineage: Eukaryota; Metazoa; Chordata; Testudines; Emydidae
Product: ultra-long-chain fatty acid omega-hydroxylase-like
Exons: 19
Coding region: 1-2445 (814 amino acids)
Molecular function (GO): monooxygenase activity; heme binding; oxidoreductase activity, acting on paired donors, with incorporation or reduction of molecular oxygen
Source: RefSeq, a predicted model, not a curated record
AUGCUGCCGCUCACGGACUGGGUCCUGGAGCUGCUGAGCAUGGAGCAGACCCCCUUCCGUGCCUACACCGUCUCUGCCCUGCUCCUUGCCCUGCUGGCCCUGCUCUUCCGCACCCUCCUGCAGCUCGGGAGCUCCUGGCACCGCUACUAUGUGAACUGCCAGCGGCUGCGCUGCUUCCCGGAGCCCCCGCGUCGCAACUGGCUGCUGGGGCACUUGGGGAUGUUCAUACCUGGUGAGGAGGGGCUGAGCUUGGUGUCCCAAACAGUGGCUACGUUCUCCCAGGCCUUUGUGACAUGGAUGGGGCCCUUCCUACCAGUCCUGUGCCUGGUGCACCCUGAUUACCUCAAGCCGAUCACAACAGCCUCAGCUGCCAUCGCUCCCAAGGACUACGUGUCCUACAGCUUCCUGAAGCCCUGGCUGGGGGACGGUUUGCUGCUGAGCAAUGGUGCGAAAUGGGUGCGGCACCGGCGCAUGCUGACGCCAGCCUUCCACUUCGACAUCCUGAAGCCCUACAUGAAGAUCUUCAACCAGAGCACUGACAUCAUGCAUGCCAAUUGGCGCCAGCUGGUGGCGUCAGGCUCCACCUCCCUGGACAUGUUUGGACAGGUCAGCCUCAUGACCCUGGACAGUCUGCAGAAAUGCAUCUUCAGCUACAACAGCAACUGCCAGGAGAUGCCCAGUGACUACAUCGUGGCCAUCCUGGAGCUCAGUUCCCUGGUGGUGCGACGCCAGCACCGCCUGCUCCUGCACUGGGACUUCCUGUACUACCUGACGCAUGAUGGGCGGCGCUUCCGGCGCGCCUGCGACACCGUGCACCGCUUCACAGCCGACGUGGUGCAGCGGCGCCACCAGGCCCUGAGCCGCCUGGGCAGGGAGGCCUGGCUCAAAUCCAAGCAGGGCAAGACGGUGGACUUCAUUGACAUCCUGCUCCUGGCCAAGGAUGAGGACGGCCAGGACCUGUCAGAUGAGGACAUCGCAGCUGAGGCUGACACCUUCAUGUUUGAGGGCCACGACACCACAGCCAGCGGCCUCUCCUGGGUGCUGUAUAACCUGGCCUGUCACCCCGAGUACCAGGAGCGCUGCCGGGAGGAGAUCAAGGACUUAAUGCGGGACAAGGAGUCGGAGGAGAUUGAAUGGGAGGACCUGUCCCAGAUGCCCUUCUCCACCAUGUGCAUCAAGGAGAGUCUGCGCCUGCACCCGCCUGUCCCAGCUGUGUCCCGGCGCUGCACUGAGGACAUCAAACUACCCGAUGGAUGUGUCCUACCCAAAGGGAACAUCUGUCUGAUCAGUAUCUACGGGACGCAUCACAAUCCUGCUGUCUGGCCAGAGCCCCAGGUCUAUAACCCGCACCGCUUCAACCUAGAGAACGCCAAGAACCAGCCCUCACUGGCUUUCAUGCCCUUCUCUGCUGGACCCAGGAACUGCAUCGGGCAGAACUUCGCCAUGGCAGAGAUGAAGGUGGUGCUGGCGCUGACGCUGCUGCGCUUCGCCGUGCGGCUGGAUGAGAGCAGACCUGUGCGGCGCAAGCCCGAGCUGAUCCUGCGAAGCGAGAACGGGCUGUGGCUGCACCUGGAGCCGCUGGGGCCCAGCCAUGAGAGCUGCUUAGCCCUCCCCCACCUGCCCCUGGGACUCAAGCAGGCCAUCAUCAAAGCCCUUGGUCCCAUGAUGAGCCUCCUGCUACACAAAGAGGAGUAUCAAGAUCGGAUAUUUGAACCGAUCUCAUGGCUCCUUGAGCAAUAUAAGGAGGACAUUGAUGUUUUUCACGUCCCCAAGACUCUGAGCCAGCUCUUGGAGGUCUUUGGUGAAUAUAAGAUCCCUCUACCUAAAGGGAAGUUUCAAGCCAUCUGCAGUGCUCUGCACAACCAGAUCUGUUCUCAAGCUAAGCCGCUUAGCACGGAAAAUCACACAGAGCUGUUCGAUUGUAUAGUUCUGCUAGGCCAGACCAUGAACCUGGGGUCAGCGGAGGAGGAGCUGAGAUGUCUCCGUGAAGCACUAACAGCUCCAGACCCUGAAGUUCUGUUUCAGGCAUCUUCCAAAAUGGCCAGGGUUGUUAGUGAGUACUUUCCUUCAGAACAGGCCACAGACUUUAUUAAGGCCACACUGGAUGUUAUGCUGUCUGCUAGCCCCACCUGUGCCACAGCAGCUGGACUGUGGAUGAAGAUCAUCCUGAAGGAGUGUGGAGAUGCCAUGCUGGACAAGGUGCCAGAUAUCCUGGUUAUAAUAUAUAGCCACAUGCCUACUAUCCAGGAGGGCAGCUUGAGGCAGUUCCUGGUGGAGGCGGUGUCCAUUUUAGCUCACCGUGACCUAGAGACAGUGAUCUCCAGCCUCCUCGGCGAACAUCUGCCGAUGGACAGGUAUAUACCGCUACCUAUUGCAUUCAUCUUGGUUGUUAAUAUUAAUUGUGUUGAGUACCUGGUCACCAUCAACCUUCUUAGUAAAGACUGA